Molecule: messenger RNA, 468 nt
Organism: Gongylonema pulchrum
Lineage: Eukaryota; Metazoa; Nematoda; Chromadorea; Rhabditida; Gongylonematidae
Source: the annotation of a GenBank genome assembly
AUGCCCUUGCCAUCCCUUUCUGGCAACGAAAAAAACCACCAAGAUAAUCGACACUCUGCUGCUAAUUUGCACGAUGCACAGCGCAACUGCAGGCGGCCGAUGCGAUCAGAUGGAAGGAAGCGGUUUAUUCGAUGGUCGUUUUCAGGCUGCUGGAUGAAUGCAGGGGCAUCUUCAGUGCAGCGACAGUUAAAGGAGGACUGGGAUAAUCGCAGCUACGCGCAGGAAAUCUCCGACAAUAUCCGACACACUGCCGACUUCCUCAGCAACUUUGAAUUAUCUUGUCGAAGCAAAAUUGCAGCGUUGAGUGAUAAGAUUUCUCUUCUGGAACGAAAAGUGGAGUUCUUGGAGGCUAGAGUAAGUUGCUUACGAAAGGGUUUUCUGGUUGCAUCCACACUGCACGAUUCUGGUCAUGGCCUGAACAGCCCUUACUUGUCCUGUGCAUUUAUAAACCAGCAACUGAAAAAUUAA